ACAGAGCACAGAUACCCUUGUCACUUGCGUUGAGUUUCCGCUUCCUGGCUGGUGUGAACUGCAAAGUAAGUGCCUUGCCAGCUCCAGACUGCGUGUGACACCGCUUUCGCAUGGUUUUAAUCUGCCAGAGAGGGGGACGACAAUGGCUGAGAGCAGUCGCCGCUUCGCCAGAGGUCGAUUCAAACCCGGCACGGCCACUGAAAUGAGACAGAGUGCUCCCGUCGCCUUCAAAAGAGCAUCGCUGAUAACGCAAGAAAAGCCUAAAAUCGUUGAACCACUGGACUAUGAGGCAGUGAUUGAAGAACUUGAGGGCCAAAUUCAGGAUCACCCUCUCAAAGACAUCUUGCUCUUUCCAGACAACGAUUUCUCUGCAUCAUCGAGCCUGCGGGAACGGCGUACCAUAUAUUCCACUGUGCCUGAGGGGGCAGAAAAUGAAGCAGAAAGUCUCCUUGUGAAACAGGCCUGUAAAUACUACAAUUCCAACUGGAAUACUGUGAGUUACAAGUAUGAAGCCUAUUCAGGGGAUCUCAAACAGUUACCUCGAAAACAGUUUAAACCAGAGAAACUGCCAUCACAUUCGUUUGAGAUUGAUCAUGAUGAUGUUGAAAAAGAUGAGGAUACUACAUCUCUAUCCUCUUCGAAAGGAGGGGGCGGAGGAGGAGGAGGCAUGGGAGUUUUCAAGUCUGGCUGGCUUCACAAAGGGAAUUUUAAUAGCAACGUGAAUAACAGCAUCACUGUCCGAUCCUUUAAGAGACGGUACUUCCAACUAACACAGUUAUCCGAUAACUCCUAUAUCAUGAAUUUUUACAAAGAUGAGAAAAUUUCCAAAGAGCCAAAGGGUUGUAUCUUUCUGGACUCUUGUACAGGGGUUCUGCAGAAUAGCAAACUUCGCCGUUACGCGUUUGAGUUGCAAAUGAGCAACGUGACGUACUUUGUGCUAGCAGCUGAUAGCGAGCAGGACAUGGAGGACUGGAUCUCCACCCUGAACCGCAUCCUCCAGAUCAAUCCAGAAGGGUCCAGUCAGGAAAGAAAAAGUGUGGACCUUACAGACGUCAAACAGGAUGACAUUCCAGAGGAUGAAAUAACAGAUAUUAUUUUAAAUGAUGAAAUAGAUUCUGAGGAUGCCAUCCAUCCGGAAUUAGCAAAGUAUAUUAUGGAGACAGAGGAGACCAUAAAGCUGUCCCGAAAUGUAAACCGAUUGAACCUAUUUUCACUUGACCCCGACAUACCCAUCCUCAAAACACAAAAGGCGGACAUUACUGUGAAUGAGCCGUUGGUGAGGCCUUACGACCUGAAGAUGGGCAAGCGUAUCAUGGUUGUAUGCAAGUCACUUGUCUUAAAUCUUCAGGCAUGUGUCAAUGAAAUUGAAAGUGGUCUGCUGACUAAUAUUGAACCAUUUUUCAUCAGUCUUGCCCUUUUUGAUAUCCGAGAAAACAGAAAAAUAUCUGCAGACUUACACGUGGACUUAAAUCUGGAGAGUGUUAGACAACUGGUGACUGGAUCCUUGGCCUGGGCAGAAAAUGGAGAGAAAUACGUGGCUGGAGAAGAGAAGUCUGGAGAGCCGCAGCUACGAGGUUUUCCCGAAGAAUGGUUAAAAUACCCUAAGCAGGGCAUUUUCUCUGUAUCAAACCCACACACCGACAUCAUGCUAGUGGCAAAAGUAGAAAAAAUACUAAUGGGAAGCAUUCAAAGCUGUGCUGAACCCUACAUUAAGAGUUCAGACUCCAGCAAGACUGCCCAGAAAGUUCUAAAGUCUAACAAGCCAUUUUGUAAUAAGUUGGCCAAGUACCGUAUGCCAUUUGCAUGGGCAGUGAGAUCAGUAUUCAAAGACAAUCAUGGAACAAUAGAUCGAGAUUCUCGCUUCUCUCCUCUCUUCAGGCAAGAGGCCAAUAAGAUUUCCACGGACGACUUGCUGAAAUUAGUAACGGAAUUCAAAAGAGCAGACAAAAUGAGCAAAGUACAAACCAUACCUGGUAAUCUUGAUAUAUCAGUACACUCUGUGCCCAUCGAACGUCCAAAUUGUGUUACCUCAUCCUAUGUGCCUGUUAAACCCUUUGAGGACCCAAAUAAGUAUGAACUCGCCAUAGAAGUUGAAGAGUUUGUGCAAGAAUCUGCAAAAUAUUCCCAGCCUUAUACAGUGUACAAAAAUCAUCUUUAUAUUUAUCCUAAACAUUUGAAAUAUGACGGUCAGAAGUGCUUUGCAAAGGCAAGGAACUUAGCUGUGCGGAUAGAGUUCAGGAGUUCGGAUAAGGAACAUGCCCAACCAUUGAAGUGCAUUUAUGGAAAAGCAGGAGGGUCGGUGUUCACAACAGCAGCACAGACUGCAGUUCUACAUCACGUCCAGAACCCAGAUUUCAACGAUGAGGUGAAAAUUGAACUUCCCACUCAGUUGAACGAGAAACAUCACAUUCUUUUUUCAUUCUAUCACAUCAGUUGUGACCUUGCUACAAAAGGUGGCUCCAAAAAGAAAGAGGCAUUGGAAACGCAAGUUGGAUAUGCCUGGCUACCUGUUUUGAAAGACAGUAGACUAGCAUCUCAUGAGCAGUCCAUUCUUGUCGCAGCCAAUCUUCCAGCUGGCUAUCUCAGUUAUCAAAACCUAACACCGGGGAAGGCAAACGGACCUGAUAUGAAGUGGGUUGAUGGAGGGAAGCCACUCUUCAAAGUCUCUAUCCAUGUCGUAUCUACAAUCUAUACACAGGAGGAAAGAUUAAAUAACUACUUCCAGGAGUGCCAAAAAGUGGAGCGUGGAGGGUCACAGUCUUCAUCUUCAGAAUUUGUCAAGAGCAUUGAGGGUCUUCUUGGCAUGGAAAAGAUUCACGUGAUUGUACAUUUCCUUCCUGUCCUUCUCAAUCAGCUGCUCUACAGCUUGAUACAGACUGAAGAUAGUCUACUUGCUACUGCCACCAUCAGAGCUAUUGUUGACAUUGUUGCCAAGUGCCAUGAAGAACACUUAGACAAUUAUCUCCGCUCGUACGCUAAGUUUAUUUUCAAGGCUGAAUACUCUGAAUUGAAUCAGAAAACAAUUCAUGAAGAGCUUUUAAAAGGCAUCACUGAGGUUUUGAUAUCUUCAGAAGAGACGGAAUUCAAACGGAUGCUGAAGCAUCUGUGGUUCUUCUUUGAAAUUGUUUUAAAGUCACUGGUGCAGUAUUUGGUUGGUGAAGACAAGAGACUACAGCUAAAGCGUAUUGAGAGGUUUCCAUCAUCCUAUCACAGUGCAAUGGAAAUGCUGGUGACGACCCUGGGAGACCUAAUUUACAAAACCUUCAGAGACACUGAAGAGGAAACUAAGGAGGCUAACCAUUAUCUCGCCAUGUUUGUAAAGCGAUGUUUUACCUUCAUGGACAGAGGAUUUGUAAUGAGGCUGAUUGGUAGCUAUAUGAACAUUUUCAAUGCUGGGGAUCACAAGACUCUUUUCGAAUACAAGUUUGACUUCCUGCAUGAAAUUUGUAACCACGAGCACUUCAUUCCUCUCAACUUACCGAUACUAUUUUUCAAGAGUAAAUCAGGAAAUGAAGGUUCACAGCCAGAAUAUACCCUGACAAGUGAAUUUUGUCGCAAUCAUUUUCUCGUUGGCUUGCUGCUCCGGGAAGUUGCAUUUGCACUUCAAGAAGACCAAGAUGUUAGACAUCUUGCAAUUGCUGUCCUUAAAAAUCUUUUGGCUAAACAUUCGUUUGAUGACAGAUACUCAGGAAAAAGCCAACAGGAACUGCUAGCCACUUUGUACCUGCCAUUGUAUGGAAUAAUUCUGGACAACCUUCCGCGAAUCUUUAUGAAGGACAUGUUUCCAUUCAAUCAGAGUUCCUCAAAUCCGGGCUCGAAAGAUGACCUCAGUACCACAGGUGGGUCACAGCAUCAGUUAACAACAGCAAUAAGGAAUACAAAUUCAUUGGAAACUUCAGCCUCGAAAGAUGUUAUGAAUUCAAUAGCAGUUUUAUCGUCUGUGCCGAUUUCAACGGUGUCCAAUGAAGACUCAAAAGGUUCACAUGGUAGUUUGGAUUCUGCUUCUGGUACAUGUGAGAAAAUGAGCGAAAGACCUGAUUCCUCUGAAAAGGCUUACUCAAGACCUUUAUCUUUAAUUGGAUCUGCUAUCCGAUUUGACAAAUUAGAUCAAGCUGAAAUGAAAAGUCUGCUCACAUGUUUCCUUCACAUUAUGAAAACUAUUUCUGUGGAGACUCUUAAAGCCUACUGGUCCAAAUCCCCACAUUCAGAACUGACAGAUUUCUUCAAUAUUUUAGAAGUUUGUAUUCAACAUUUCAAAUUUCUGGGGAAGAGGCAGGUGGCAAGGAAAUUAGCCGCAGCUGCCAAACUUGCACAAGCCAGCCAGAGUAAUGGAACUCUCAAAGGAUCCAACCCUCACCAAAGUUCUGGACUUCUCUCUCAAUGGAUGCAUUCAGGCCAAGAUGGCCACAGGCAUGCAAGGUCACAGACCAUGCCUAUAAUACGUGGAAAAAAUGCUUUAUCGCAUCCAAAACUAUUACAACUGAUGGAUGCCUCCAAUAUAAUGCUCAAUGGUGCUCCAGCUGAGAUAGAUACUUUGCAUCUCAUAGAUGUUGAAGCAAAUAUUGCAACAGAAGUGUGCAUCACAGUGCUCGAGAUCAUUUGUCUUUUCACCCAGAACCAUCAGAGGCAACUGCAACAGGAUGAUGGUCAGAAUUCAAUGAUGAGAAAACUUUUUGACACUUACUUGCUGUUCCUGCAAGUCAAUCAGUCAACGGCUGCUUUGAAACAUGUGUUUGCAGCUCUCCGGCUAUUUGUUAACAAGUUUCCUUCAGCUUUCUUCCAAGGCCGAGCAGAGCUUUGUGGCACACUCUGCUAUGAAAUCUUAAAAUGUUGUAACCAUCGGUCGAGUUCAACCCAAAAUGAGGCCUGUGCCCUGCUUUAUCUUUUCAUGAGAAAGAAUUUUGAAUUUACAAAAGGAAUCUCAAUCGUCAGAUCACACCUUCAGCUUAUCAAAGCCGUGAGCCAACUGAUAGCAGAUGUGGGGAUGGGAGGCACUCGAUUCCAACACUCGUUAGCGAUAAUUAACAAUUUUGCAAAUGGAGAUAAACCUAUGAAAAACACUCUGUUUCCCGUGGAAGUGAAAGACUUGACGAAGCGAAUAAGAACGGUGUUAAUGGCCACAGCUCAGAUGAAGGAGCAUGAGAAGGAUCCAGAGAUGCUGAUUGACCUCCAGUACAGUCUGGCCAACUCGUACGCCAGUACCCCUGAACUGCGAAUGACCUGGCUUGAGAGCAUGGCUAAGAUUCAUAUCCGAAACGGAGAUGUAUCAGAGGCUGCAAUGUGCUGCAUUCAUAUCGCUGCUCUUAUAUCGGAGUAUCUGAAAAGAAGAGGUUAUUGGAAAACAGAAGGAAUGCGUUUAUCCACCACCUUCCCAGAGGAUUCACAUAAUCCUGACAGUAACCAAUUACUAAUAUCACACCAAGGAAGAAGUUUAUUUUCAAUGGGAUGGACAGCCUUUCAAACAAUUACCCCCAACGUGAAAGAAGAGGGUGCAAUGAAGGAAGACAGUGGAAUGCAGGACACCCCAUAUAGUGAGGAUACUCUUGUGGAGCAGCUGGAGGCAUGUGUUGAUUACCUGUGGAAAUCGGAGAGACAUGAACUUAUUGCGAAUGUCUACAAACCUGUUAUUUUGGUUUAUGAGAAGAAGAGAGAUUUCAAGAAACUGUCAGAAUUAUACUACAACAUUCACCGAUCCUAUCUUAAGAUCACGGAGGUUGUACAUUCGGAGAAGCGAUUGUUUGGAAGAUACUACCGAGUUGCCUUUUAUGGGCAGGCUGUGGCAUUCUUUGAAGAAGAUGACAGCAAAGAAUAUAUUUAUAAAGAGCCCAAGCUAACUGGCCUGUCAGAAAUUUCUCAGAGAUUGUUGAAAUUAUAUUCAGAUAAAUAUGGGGCAGAGAAUGUGAAAAUGAUUCAAGAUUCUAACAAGGUCAAUCCUAAAGAGUUGGAUCCAAAGGUUGCUUAUAUCCAGGUCACCUACGUCACACCAUAUUUUGAUGAGAAAGAACUUACUGAAAGGAGAACAGACUUUGAGAGACAUAACAAUAUCAAACGUUUUGUGUUCGAGACCCCUUUUACCCUGUCUGGGAAAAAGCACGGGGGUGUCGAAGAACAAUGCAAAAGGAGGACAAUCUUAACAACUGGUCAAACAUUCCCAUACGUGAAGAAGAGGAUUCAAGUUAUUAACCAGCACAGUACGGAACUGAAUCCCAUUGAAGUGGCCAUUGAUGAAAUGUCAAGGAAGGUUUCAGAACUCAAUCACCUGUGCUGUAUGAAUGAAGUGGACAUGAUACGUCUACAGCUCAAACUACAAGGCAGUGUCAGUGCCAAGGUAAAUGCAGGGCCUAUGGCUUAUGCUUGGGCUUUUCUCGACGAUACAAAUGCAAAAAUAUAUCCGGACAACCAAGUAAAGCUUCUGAAAGACAUAUUCAGGCAAUUUGCUGCUGCAUGUGGCCAUGCCCUGGAGGUUAAUGAACGGCUGAUUAAAGAAGACCAACUAGAAUACCAGGAGGAGAUGAAAUCUCACUAUAGAGACCUGCUCAGUGAGUUAUCGACUGUCAUGAAUGAGCAGCUGAACUCUGCUUUCACUUUUUCAAGUUUCUACUCUUCUCAGUCUAUUAUCUCCUUCACUGCUGCUCCUAGCACCGGUUGUAUACGGGGAGGAUGUGACAAAGCACCAAGGAAUGGAACGGUAGCACGUGCUCAGAGUUAUCAGUAGAACCACCACCACCUCCAACCAGGAGUAAAAGUCACAUCAAACUCAGAUUAACACCACUCCCUCUUCACCAAAUUACUGUAUAAUUGUUGUCGGAUUUCUACCACUGGAAAUGUUAGAAGCUACAAUUUAAAUGUAUAAUGUACAAAAAAAAAUGUUUUAUUAUCCUAAAGUUACAAUUGCAGAUGAGUGUUACAAACUCAGCUUUUGUAGUUUGUCUUUGCAUCAUCCUGGCGAUAUCUGCACUAUUUACAUAUUUUUAUUGCCCUGUGACUUUUAUUACGCCGUUGGAUAUGUAUAAUAGAUCCAGUAUGAAUGUACAGUGCUUUUAGUAAGCUAUUGGGUAUCUAACAUUUUGUUUGCUAGUACUGUUUUACAUGGAAAUAGUGGUAUUUUAUGAACUUGGCUAUUUUAACUGUAAAUAUUGACCUUCCUGUGUAAAUUAGAUAUUUUACAAUGAAUUAAGUGGACAUACUGAUAAAACGAUGUUAACCAUAAAAUAACAAUGUUUUUAAAUAAAAUAUAUAAAAUUUUGAGUAAA
Messenger RNA from Amblyraja radiata (thorny skate), 7253 nucleotides. RefSeq names its product dedicator of cytokinesis 10 (gene dock10). Gene Ontology annotation, molecular function: guanyl-nucleotide exchange factor activity. Bases 143 to 6715 code for a protein of 2190 amino acids. The record is from RefSeq and is a predicted model, not a curated record. Gene Ontology annotation, biological process: dendritic spine morphogenesis; small GTPase-mediated signal transduction; positive regulation of GTPase activity. The transcript is spliced from 57 exons. Lineage: Eukaryota; Metazoa; Chordata; Chondrichthyes; Rajiformes; Rajidae.